This is a messenger RNA of Nicotiana tabacum (common tobacco), 5755 nucleotides long. Its product is annotated as putative late blight resistance protein homolog R1A-3. The record is from RefSeq and is a predicted model, not a curated record. NCBI's taxonomy places the organism in Eukaryota, Viridiplantae, Streptophyta, Magnoliopsida, Solanales, Solanaceae. Gene Ontology annotation, biological process: defense response to other organism. Gene Ontology annotation, molecular function: ADP binding.
GAAAACAGUAUUGUAGAAGUGGUUCUGCUCCUCGAUCACGGUGCACCAGCUGAUAGCAGAAAACUGCAGCUGCAACAUGGUUCCAAAAUGUGACGAGACCCAUCCUAGCCCCUCGGGUCCCAGCCCAAACCAUCCCAACAAGUUCCAAAUAGUAAUAUUGACUUGCACAAAGGCUCAAAACGAGAGAUUGUGUUGUUACAGGUUUUUGAGUAACAUGAUUCGUAAGUCAAACAUCACAUUAUGCUUGGAAUGUUCACUUUUAAUUAAUUUUGGGACUACCACUAUUUUUAGUCAUUGGUGCCAGGAAACUUCAGCAUACCUUUGAGAUACAAAGACAUAGCAUAGAAGUAAAUAGUGCAGGAACUUCUGCCAGAAUAGUACAGGACACUUCGGAUCAAGUACUAGUAUUUUGAGGAAUAACUAUACAAAAACACCUCCGCAACACAACACUGGUUGAUUCUUUGACAGAACUACAUUUGAUUUUAUGUAAGAAGAUUCCAUUGCUUAAGUGGAAGGCCAAAAGUAGCAGACAGAAAUAAGAAAAUUGAUAAAUCUUGUCCUAAACUACAAAAUCAUAGGGAAAUUAUAGCUAGUUAAACCGCUGCCUUAGUCAGAGUUAAGUUUAGCGAGUUAAAAUUUUGUUCUAUCAUUUGAAGGCAUUAAUAAAGCUAAUUGAGAAAGAAAAAGAUAAUUCACAUGAUGUGAAUCACAUCUGUUGGUCAUGUGCAAGCAAGAGGGAGAGGAUGUCAAGUAUUUAUCGUGUCACUGUCCAUUCUGAUAUAAAUUUUUGGUGUAUGAUUGGACGCUCUUUGUAGAAAAUCACGUCUUUUUGUUAGAUCCUCUACUUUAGUAUACACCUUUUAUGCAAAGUUUCCUGCUCAUAUAAAAAAACUGUAUCUUCAUAAAACAAGAAGUCCACUCUGGAUAAAGCCCAACGAACAUGGAAGAAUAUUUCAUGAAACUUUGCUUCUGCCUAGCAUUAGCUAGCUGGUGGGGUGAGUGAUCAAUGAUGGGUUACAUGUCAUAGUUAUAAGCAAAAUAAGUACAGAGACGCUCGCUGCAAUAAUGCAAUAGCAUUUGUAUAUCGUUGAUGCAAAUCACUAGGCCCUCCUAUAAAAGAACUUGUCUUUGCCUCUACUGGAAGAUUCACCUGUCUAAAACUAUUAAUAUCUCAGCCUCUGCAUGAUCAAGUUUAAUAUAUUUGUCGACUGAAUACCGCUGAAAUAUUCUUCUAGUAUGUAAUAAUACUAGAUUAGCUGUCUCUCUGUUUUAAUAAUAGUAUGCUAAGCCAUGUUGCUCAAAAACUAAUGCAACCACUGACUUUGAAGGCCAAUGAGAAGGCCAAUUAGCUGUCUACCUGUACUAAUAAUAUGAUAAAUAAUUCCUCCAUUGACUUUUGGUAGCAUUUAGAUCCAAUCCAAUAAUUAUUCAUUCACUACUGUGAGAAGGCCCUAUAGACCGAAACCUUUCUUCCUUCCAACCUUUAUGCUGAUAUUAAUCUUCACUUGUCAUUAAUUACAAGUUUUCUCCUACUGCAAACUUUGGUCUUUAUCAGGAAUUAUCUAAGGAAGAUGGCUCAUAAUGAAAUUGAGGAUAUGUUAGAUCACCUAAGAAGGAUCAAGAUUGGAGGUGAUCUGAAUAGCGUCAAGAUUGAUGAAAUUGAGACACUUGAAUUGGAGCUACGAUUUUUGAGAACCUUUAUAAAGUACUAUCCUUUUCUUUUGCCUGAUUCCUUAGCCAAAAUCAUAAAGAAGGCCCAAUUGAUUGUGGAAAUGCUUAACUCAGUUUUUGGUGGAAUUCCAGAUGAAUGCAAAACUAACCUUAAUGUGGAAAGGCUAGUAUCACAUUUGUUGGAAUUCAUUGGAGGUAAUGCCAGUUCAAGAUACAAUAAUGAAUUGAAUGAUUCCUAUCUGUCGGAAUAUAUGGAUUGCCUCGUAAAGAAUCUAAAUGAUGUACUGGUGUCGCUGGAAUUGGAUGAGUCUGAAACUUUUUUGACGGAUGGACUACUCCUUCAGACAAAUCGAUGUUUAAAGCAAGUGAAAAUAAUUCAAAAGAAGAUGAGAUUUUUAAGAUACUUAUAUGCCACGGAGAUGAAUGGUUACAUCGACCAUGAGAAGCUGGAAGGUCUGGAGACACGAAUUCGGUUCAUGGCUGACAAUGUGGGACAAUUUUGUUUUUCUUUGUGGAUCUUGGGUGAGGAUGAAGAUAAUCUAAAUAAUAUCUUAAGUAAACCUCCUUAUCUACUAUGCCUGAUUAUGCUUGUGGAACUGGAAAUGAAGAAGAUUUUUCGUGGUGAAGUAAAAGGUUCGAAGUUUACCCAAUCAAGAACUUUUAAGGACAAAAAAUUGCCAAAAGGAUUUUUGCGUCAUCUCCGUGCUCUACUGGUGUAUCUCAGUAACAAAAUUCUUGAGAACUUUCCAAUUAAUGUUUCUGCUCGAAAUUUUGAUGUGGCAAUAGAGUUCUUGUUGGUUUUUCUUGCUGGUGUGCCAAAUCGAUUUAUUAAUGGGAAGAGAUUGAAUGGGGUCUUGGAAAAGGUUGUUGCUCUUGUGGGUGAAACAUUGUUUUUAAGUCAAAAGCUUCGUGCGAGCUCUACAAUCAAAGAUCACACCAGCAAGACUAAUCUUACCCUGACAGAGAUAAUUGAGAGAAGUGAAAAUUUAAAGGCACAAGUAGAAGAGAGGUACUACAAAUCCUUAAAAUUCAUUCCCUAUGGUCAGUUUCCCACAGUUGGUGGAGUCAUCCUUUUGGGUUCUUUUUUAAGGAAGUUGGAUGAAAUGUUGAAAUCUGAAUCAGGUUUAGUCAUGUUGAAGCCUCAUAUUGGUAUUUUACAAAAAGAGCUCUCAUCGCUAACAUCCAUUAUAAGAGAUGUCGCAAAGGUGCAACAUGAACAUGAAAUUCUUAAAGAUCUUCAGGGGAGUAUUAUCAAUUUGGCAUAUGAAGCUGAAGUUGUCAUUGACUCUAUACUUGCUCAAUAUAAUUCACUUUGGCAUCUCUUUUGCUCACUUCCUACAAUCAUAGAAGAGAUCAAGCAUAUUAGUGUGGAGGUGACAGAGAUGUGGUCGGAAAACCUUGAUCUUAAGCCUUGCUAUGUGGUAGAGCCAUCUAAACAUUUGCCAACCCAACAUAGCAAUACUGUGAAUGAUGAGGAGAUAGUUGGGUUUGAGAAUGAAGCAGAACAAAUAAUUCGAUAUCUGAUUCAAGGUACAAAUGAGCUAGAUAUCAUCCCAAUUGUAGGCAUGGGGGGACAAGGGAAAACGACUAUUGCUAGAAAGGUGUACGACAAUAAAGUGAUUGUUUCUCACUUUGAUGGUCUAGCAUGGUGUUGCAUUUCCCAAACAUAUAGCUGGAUAGAGUUACUACGAGAGAUCCACAGUCAAGUUUCCAAGAACAAGGUAGAUAAGGAUGAUGAACUCGCUCACAUGUUGAAGAAAAGCUUAAUGAGCAGGAGAUAUCUGAUUGUCUUGGAUGAUAUGUGGGAUGUUAAGGCAUGGGAUGACUUAAGAUUAUCUUUCCCAAAUGAUGAAAAUGGAAGUAGAAUAAUAGUAACAACUCGACUCGAGGAAGUGGGUAAGCAAGUGAAGCAACAUACCGAUCCUUAUUCUCUUCCAUUCCUCACACAAGAAGAGAGUUGCCAACUGCUGCAGAAAAAAGUGUUCCAACAGGAAGAUUGCCCACCUGAACUACAAGAUGUCAGUCUAGAAGUUGCAAAAACAUGCAAAGGACUGCCUCUUGUUGUUGUCUUGGCAGCUGGAAUUAUUAAAAAGAAGAAAAUGGAAGAAUCUUGGUGGCGUGAGGUUAAAGAUGCUCUAUUUUCCUACGUUGGCAAGUCCGAAGGAUAUAGUCUUUCCACUAUGCAGUUAAGUUAUGAUAACUUGCCUGAUUACUUAAGACCUUGCCUUCUUUAUAUGGGGGUGUUUCCGGAGGAUGCAAGAAUUCCAGUGUCUAAGUUGAUUAGCUUAUGGAUCGCGGAAGGCUUUGUGAAGAACAUUGAAUCUGGGAGGUUGGAAGAGGUAGCUGAAGGUUACUUGUUGGAUCUCAUUAGCAGUAACGUUGUAAUGGUUUCAAGGAGAAGGUAUAACGGUAAAGUCAAAUACUGCAAGGUUCAUGAUGUAGUGCUUCACUUUUGUUUUCGGAAGAGUAGAGAAGAAAAGUUUAUGUUGGCAGUGAAGGGGCAUCAUACCUACUUUGAACCUUUAGUUUGGACGAUAAACGGCCCCAUUGUAACUAAGCUUUCAGAGUUUGCAGUGAAGGGCCAAUUUCAACCUUCCAAUUGGAAGGAAAGUCGACUGAUCUUCAAUUUCACUGAUGAGCCUUUCAAAACACGGAAGCCUUUCCACCAACACUUGAGGUCACUGAUAACGACCACUGAAAGAGUAAUUCGUUCUUGGGAUCCCUAUCUUCUGGUUAGUAAAUUGAGACUUCUUAAGGUCUUGGAUUUGAGUUCCUAUGAAGUAAAUAUUUUGUUGUCAUCUACAUUGCUACCACUAAUCUACCUGAAGUUCCUUGCAGUUUACACACAUAAGUUCGUUUUCCAUCCAAAACCACAUCUGCCCCAUCUAGAAACUUUAAUUGUGAAGUGUGCUGGUAAUUGUACAGGGUUACCAGCGGUGUUUUGGAAAAUGAAAAAACUAAGGCAUGUUGAGAUUAGUUGGACUGAUUUUGAUUUGGAAAACAAUAAGCAGCAGAUCUUCAAAGAAUCCUCUAAAUUGGAAAGUUUGAGGAUAUUAAAGAAUGUUCUACAUCAAAUUCGCGAUGCCAAUGGAUUACUGGAUGUCUUAUCGGGGAGCUGUCCUAAUCUUCAAGAACUUGCCAUCAAGUUCAUUGACUAUAUAGAUUCUGAUAGCGAGGAUGAUGCUGAUAAUGUGAAUGAUUGUACAGAGAUUUGUCUCAAUUUGGAGAGUCUUACCCAGCUUCAAAUACUUCGCCUUUUCAUUCCCUCGUCCCAAGUUGUAUCCAAGUUACACUUGCCUUCAUGUUUAAAGAAGUUGGUACUACACACGGCUCGUAUAGAAAGCAUGAUUUCCUUUAUUGCGGGACUAUCAAGUCUGGAGUAUCUCAAAUUAAGGGAUCCAAGGUGGGACGAGUCAGAGGAACUUCAAUCAGAAGAGUGGUGCCUCGGAGAUAUCACAUUCCAUAAACUUAAAUUCUUAAAACUGGAUCGCUUAGUUAUCUCAAGGUGGGAAGCCUCAGAUGAAUCUUUUCCCCUUCUCGAAACACUUGUUAUAAGAUGGUGUAACGAGCUUGAGGAGAUCCCCAAUAGCUUUACAGAUAUUCAAACACUGAAACAGAUUAAGGUGCUUUCAUGCAGCAAAGACUCUCUCAAGGCUUCAGCUGUGAGAAUUAAGGAAGAAGUUGAAGAUAUUGAAGGAUGCAACCGGGUAGACAUCAUUAUCAAAGAUGUUUAUGGAAAUCUUCGAAAGCUGUGGUAACGCACAUGCUUGUCACAAAAAAAUGGUACUCUUUUAGAUGCUCGCUUUCCCUUUGUUGCUCCAUGUCGAUAUCAAACUAAUGAGGACGUGUUUGAAUUUGACAAUUGCUUAGGCAACUGCAGCUUAAGCACAGACAGAGUAAGUGGAGUUCUGUCGUUGCAAAUUCUUGUAGCCAUGCUCAUGUUGAAGUAUAUUAUGCUGCUAGCCAAAGCGCACAUCCUUUAAUUUUAUAUUGUGACACUACUACUGAUUGCUAAGGUUAUUUUUUUUUAAAUAUAUUGUUAAACAUAGAUUCAUGUGGGAAGAAUUUGUUCAUGUUCCUCUUU